Triticum turgidum subsp. durum (durum wheat) is the source of this 876-nucleotide messenger RNA. NCBI's taxonomy places the organism in Eukaryota, Viridiplantae, Streptophyta, Magnoliopsida, Poales, Poaceae. The record is from the annotation of a GenBank genome assembly.
AUGGCAGCUCCUUCAGCACCUCCAUGCCGACACCGACACCAGCUCGGCGCGCUGCCAAUGCAGGACCAGCGACCCGGCGCGCUUCUCCACGCGGAAGCCCCUCACCGGCACCUUCUUCAGGAGCGAGUCGGCCUGCGCCUCGGCGAAGUUGCUUAUGUGCACCGGCACGAACCCGGCCGAGGUGAACAUUGUCCGCCAUGGCAGCAGCUUGUCGCCGGCGGCCGCGGCCUGGUGCCUCCUGAUCACGCAGCUCUCGAUCUUUGGCUGGAUCAGGAAGCGCUCGAUCUUGCUCGCGACGUCGGGCUCGGUGCCCACGGCGUCCAGGGACUCGAGCAGGAACGCGCAGGACUGGAAUGCCUGGAGCAGGUGCGCCGCGAACGGCAGCUCGCCGCGGUCACCACUGCGGUCCACCGAGAUGACAAGCUUGGCGCCGAGCCGCCUGACCAGGUGAAGGACCGAUGGCACCGCGGCGGCGUGAACCGAGCCGACGGGAAGGUGCACGGCGAUGGCGUCGCCGCCGGCAAUUGCGAGGAGCUCCGUGGGGUCGACGGAGUCGAGGUUGAACACGACGAACUGGAAGGGCACCCCGAGCUCGGCGGCGAAGUUGGCGAGGUUCUCGUGGAUGAGCUGCAGCUCCAGCGGGUGGUGCGUCGACGGCAGCACCAAUGCGGUCACCUUGAGCGCGGCGCCGGGGCGGCGCUGCGCCAGCUCCUGCAUCAGCGACGCCCACUGCUCGCCGACGCCGAUGUCGAAGUCGAGCACGUGGAUGCAGCCGGCGCCGCCGAGCUCGUCGAGCACGGCCUGCACGCAGGUGAAGUGCGCGAACUGGAGCACCGGGGAGAGCUCGGAGAAGGCCUUGUAGGCGCCGAGCUUUAG